GGCCUCCCGGGCUCUUUUCCUGCUGCCCGCCGCUCGCUUGCAGGAGGGCUGGAUGGUUACACCGGGCAGCCGGGCUCCAUAAUGUUAGGGACUGUGAAAAUGGAAGGGCAUGAAACCAGCGACUGGAACAGCUACUACGCCGACACCCAGGAGGCCUAUUCCUCGGUGCCCGUGAGCAACAUGAACUCGGGGCUGGGCUCCAUGAACACCAUGAACACCUACAUGAGCAUGAACACCAUGACGACGAGCGGCAACAUGACCUCGGGCUCCUUCAACAUGUCCUACGCGAACCCUGCGCUGGGCGCGGGGCUGAGCCCCGGCGCGGUGGCCGCGAUGCCCGCGGGCUCGGCGGGGCCCGUGCCCGGCAUGGGGGGCGGCGUGGCYGCCAUGGGCUCGGCGCUCAGCCCCGGUGCCAUCAACGCCGUGCCGGCCCAGGCGGCCCCCAUGAACGGGCUGGGCCCCUACGGCGGCAUGAACCCCUGCAUGAGCCCCAUGGCCUACACGCAGUCCAACCUGGGCCGCGCGCGGGACGCCAAGACCUUCAAGCGGAGCUACCCGCACGCCAAGCCGCCCUACUCCUACAUCUCCCUCAUCACCAUGGCCAUCCAGCAGGCGCCCAGCAAGAUGCUGACGCUGAGCGAGAUCUACCAGUGGAUCAUGGACCUCUUCCCCUACUACCGGCAGAACCAGCAGCGCUGGCAGAACAGCAUCCGCCAUUCGCUCUCCUUCAACGACUGCUUCGUGAAAGUGGCCCGCUCACCCGAUAAGCCCGGCAAGGGCUCCUACUGGACCCUGCAUCCCGACUCCGGCAACAUGUUUGAAAACGGCUGCUACCUUCGCCGGCAAAAGCGGUUCAAGUGCGAGAAGCCGGCGAGCAGCAAAACCCCUCAGGAGGGCAGGAAAGAUCAGGCCGGGGCCUCCAGCUCCAGCUCUAAUUCCCCCCUGCACAGGGGCCACAAUAAACAGGCGCAGCUGGACACGGCGACCUCCCUCUCCAGCUCCAACCCAUCCGCCAGCCCCCAGUCCAUGGACCACAGCGGAUCGAGCACGGAGCUAAAGACCUCGGCCUCGGCCGCCUCCUCCACCAUCAGCUCCGUCCCCACCUUGGCCUCCGUCCCGCACCCGCCUCACUCCUUAGCCCACGAACCCCAGCUCCACCUCAAAGGGGACCCCCACUACUCCUUCAACCACCCCUUUUCCAUCAACAACCUCAUGUCCUCCUCGGAGCAGCAGCACAAGCUGGACUUCAAAGCCUACGAGCAGGCGCUGCAAUAUUCCUCCUACGGGGCGAGCCUGCCCGGCGGGCUGCCCCUGGGCAGCGCCUCCAUGGCCGGCCGCGGCAGCAUCGAGCCCUCGGCCCUGGAGCCCUCCUUCUACCAAGGUGUGUAUUCCAGACCCGUGCUAAACACCUCGUAG
Molecule: messenger RNA, 1416 nt
Organism: Nothoprocta perdicaria
Lineage: Eukaryota; Metazoa; Chordata; Aves; Tinamiformes; Tinamidae
Gene: FOXA1
Product: forkhead box A1
Exons: 2
Coding region: 82-1416 (444 amino acids)
Biological process (GO): cell differentiation; regulation of transcription by RNA polymerase II; anatomical structure morphogenesis
Molecular function (GO): RNA polymerase II cis-regulatory region sequence-specific DNA binding; protein domain specific binding; transcription factor binding
Source: RefSeq, a predicted model, not a curated record